Diaporthe amygdali is the source of this 1095-nucleotide messenger RNA. RefSeq lists its product as uncharacterized. Gene Ontology annotation, molecular function: transaldolase activity. The record is from RefSeq and is a predicted model, not a curated record. Gene Ontology annotation, cellular component: intracellular anatomical structure. The transcript has 5 exons. NCBI's taxonomy places the organism in Eukaryota, Fungi, Ascomycota, Sordariomycetes, Diaporthales, Diaporthaceae. Gene Ontology annotation, biological process: carbohydrate metabolic process; pentose-phosphate shunt, non-oxidative branch. The coding region runs from base 1 to 1095 and encodes 364 amino acids.
AUGAUCGAAGGAAACUUGCUCCAGAGGCUAGACAAGGCCAUUAACAUCGACGUGGACGAUGUGAACACGGAGUUCAUCAAAACUCUCCGCAUCACUCCCAAGAAUCGUGAGUUCCCCAUCCUUAGGGUCAAAAUUCGAAAAUCUCUGACACCGAAGCAUGCCGGUCUGCUGGAUGACUUGAUUCGCAAACACGGGCAGGACGGCUGGGAGCGUGUCUAUGACAUUGCUGCUGUUCACUUGUGUGCUGCCAACAUUCCCUACAUUAGUGGGCGAGUGCUGGUUCAAGUGUCACUCCGUUUUAUCCAAGACAAGGAAGCCGUCAUAAAUCAGGCACGCUUCUUUGCCAAUACUUUUGAGUCGCUAGGUGUCGCCAGAGACCGCUUCGUUAUCAAAGUGCCAUUUUCUGGCCCCGCAGCUUCAGCCGCAAAAGUGCUCAACGCGGAAGGCAUUAGGACCUUGGCCACCGCCGUAUUCUCUCUCGAGCAGGCGAUUGCCGCAUCCCAGUCCAAUUGUCUGUUCAUUAGUCCCUACUUCAACGAGAUUGCGACCCACCUGGACUCAUCACUCAUUCCAACUCCUGAGGAUCCAGCACUUGAGCAUCCCAUGUCAGCUAGGGUAGUCCACAUCCUUCACACUUUCGCCGAGGCGUACUUAGCGACUGGUAAGGAGCAGCCCAUCAUGGUGAUUGGCAGCAACCAUGGUAUUCAGGAGCUCUUCGCAAUGGCCGAACUCGGAUGUCAGCACGUGACUAUCUCUCCUCGCGAUCUGGUAGCGCUGCAGGAGACCGCAGACGAUCUUGCUCCUAUUACUUCGCAGAAGCCGACGCAUCCUUACGCAGCUUACAAGGUGGUAGAGAGGCUUCAAACUCUAUUAGCUAUAGACCCGCUGGCUGGGCCCAGCUGGGACGGAAAGCUGGCAUCUUUCGAGACGGACUAUUUAUCCGACGGUGGUGAGCGGCUGAACAAAGUCUUACAAGAGGAUAAUGCAGCCCGCAAACGCUUUCAAGAUGCUACCAAGUUUUUUCUCGACGCUGAAAAUCGAGCAAGGACCUAUAUUGAGGACAGAAUCUCUGCUUUAGCAGAGUCUAGAGCCUGA